CAGAGCUCCACAAAAGCAAGCACAGCACAGGGUAAGUGCUGCAGAGGCCAGGACGCUUGUCUGGGAGACAGAGUGCGACGGAGCGCUUUUGUUUACUGAGCAGAAAAGGGAAACUGACGCAGCUGAAGAGGAGAAUGCUGCCUGCCUAUGCACUGCUGGUGAGCUGCAGCCUCACGCUCGGGGCCAGCUUCAGGAGGACCCUAGAGAAGAAGCAGUACCGCAUCCAGAGCGGCCCCUGCAGCUACACCUUCCUGCUGCCCGAGACGGACACCUGCCCGCCAGCCAGCGAGCUGCCCCAGGAGGACCAGCCCGCGCAGGGUGAAGACUCUAUGCAGCGUCUGGAGCAGCUGGAGACCAUCAUGGAGAACAACACGCAGUGGCUGCACAAGCUGGAGACAUACAUCCAGGACAGCAUGAAGCAGGAGAUGGUGCAGAUCCAGCAGACAGCUGUGCACAACCACACGGCAGCCAUGAUUGAGUUUGGGACCAACCUCUUGAGUCAGACCAGAAAGCUAACCAGCGUGGAGGCCAAGGUUAUAAAUCAAACAACGAGGCUUGAACUCCAGCUCCUCGAAAACUCCCUGUCAACAAACAAACUGGAGAAACAGAUCCUCCUUCAAACGAAUGAAAUAAACAAACUCAACGACAAGAACAACUUUCUGGAGAGACGAGUGGAGGAGAUGGAAGGCCAGCGGCAGGAGGAGCUGAAGGCCUUGCGUGGGCAGGAGGAGCAGCUUCAGCAGCUGGUGCAGCAGCAGGCAGGUGUCAUGGAGGAGCUCGUGCAGGAACUGCGACAUGCCACCUCCAACAACUCAGCCCUGCAGCGCCAGCAGGAGGAGCUGCUGCGUACCGUCAACGGCCUCGUGGCUGUCAUCGCCAUACCGCCCAAGGCGUCCGCCAUGACACAGGAAGCCUCAGCUCUGUACAAAGACUGUGCCGCCCUCUACAAGGCAGGCAAGACGAAGAGCGGAGUCUACACACUGGCGGCUGGCAACAGCACGCAGAGGAUCAAGGCUUACUGCGACAUGGAAACAGCAGGCGGUGGAUGGACCGUGCUGCAGAAACGCUCUGAUGGCCGAGUCGAUUUCCAUCGCACAUGGAACGAGUACAAGACGGGCUUCGGGGACCCUGCAGGAGAGUACUGGCUGGGGAACGACUUUAUAUUUCAACUGACCAACCCUAACCCUUAUGUCCUGAGAAUCCAGCUAAUGGACUGGGAGGGGAACUCAGCAUUCUCCCAGUAUGACCAGUUUGCUCUAAACAGCGAGGCCCAGAAAUACAGGAUACACCUUAAAGGUUACGCUGGAACAGCGGGCAAAACCAGUAGCUUCGGUCAGCCGGGAAGCGACUUCAGCACGAAGGAUGCGGACAACGACAAAUGCGUCUGCAAAUGUUCCCAGCUGACAACGGGAGGCUGGUGGUUUGAUGCCUGUGGUCCAUCCAACCUGAACGGUAUAUAUUACCAACUGGGCCAGAACACAAACCGCUUCAACGGGAUCAAGUGGUACUACUGGAAAGGCUCAGGCUACUCGCUGAAAGCCACAUCUAUGAUGAUUCGUCCUGUUGACUUCUGAGGCCACCUGCCGCCAUGCAACCUGUUUCUCGUAGCGCUUUUUCAUUUGAAGGGGAACUUCUGCUUUGUUUGGUUGCUCUGAGCCAGCUUGUGGAGUGCGGCGGGCGAGUCGGACAUGGAGGGAACCGUCUGCUGCGUGUGACUGAGAAAAAUCCCGGUCGGGAAACAAGUACAGCUGGAUGGGGGGGGGGGGGUUACUCUGGGAUUUGGGGGUAUGCCGGAGCGGGGCCAUUGGGCCUGGUUCCCGGUGUGAGAGGACUCAAACGAUGCACGCAGCUAACUCAAACAAACAGCCACACAUUGGGGGAGCUAACAGACUCGCCUCAAAUGGCUCAUACUUGGGGACACCCCCGUAAGGGACUCAGAGACCUUAUUUAUAAAGAGACUGGAACCGCCGGGACAUUGAAAACUGUCAGCAGACAAAACCCUGAGAGGCUGUUUUGAGUUGACGAACAGUUGUGUUAAAAAGCACAUGUGCGAAUAUCAUGCAUUACCGUUUAAACUUUCUGGCUACACGGGAACCGUAUGAAAACCAAACAUCCAAAAUGAGCUGUUCUUGUACGAGUUGGGCGACACACAGCUGGCAUUUUGUGAUAAACCCAUCACUGUGUCACAUGAUUCAAAUACAAAACCCACAUCUCUGGCUUGUCAGAGAGGCUGGAAGCCUUUGGUGUAACUGGUGUGAAAGAGGACGCCCCAAGCACGCUAAUUAAAGUCUGGCACGUCAGCUCCCUGCAAGCACAUGCUUCUCACUCGCUGCCACAAACAUCUGAAGCUGCUGGAGACACUCAGCUGCUCGUCUGUUACCGUCCUGAAACUCCACACGUCAUCGCAGUUGUCAGGGUAAUGAUGGUUCAUGGUUAUAACUGCAUUUAACCAUUAAAUACCAUAAUUCAUGGCAGUGUUCUGUGCUGCUUGUUACCCGACACACUAACAUCAAGGCGAGAUCCAUGAUGGCAGACUUCAGUACUUUUUCUCCUGCACAUUUCCUACCAGACACACGUCUGUACAUGUAAGCGUGACGUGUGCUUUGCAUCACAUCUGUCUCACAAAAACUUGAAUAAAUAAAAUGGUCCAAACAGGAAA
Paramormyrops kingsleyae is the source of this 2659-nucleotide messenger RNA. It is a transcript of the gene angpt2a, whose product is annotated as angiopoietin 2a. Lineage: Eukaryota; Metazoa; Chordata; Actinopteri; Osteoglossiformes; Mormyridae. The record is from RefSeq and is a predicted model, not a curated record. Gene Ontology annotation, biological process: blood coagulation.